Durio zibethinus is the source of this 2385-nucleotide messenger RNA. Its product is annotated as protein DETOXIFICATION 42-like. The record is from RefSeq and is a predicted model, not a curated record. Gene Ontology annotation, cellular component: membrane. NCBI's taxonomy places the organism in Eukaryota, Viridiplantae, Streptophyta, Magnoliopsida, Malvales, Malvaceae. Gene Ontology annotation, molecular function: xenobiotic transmembrane transporter activity; antiporter activity. Gene Ontology annotation, biological process: transmembrane transport.
UUGUUCAUUAAUAAUAGGUUUACAUUUACUAAAACAUUUGAGUAAUUUUCUGGAUGAAACAGUGGGACACCUGUCAAACUUUCAUAUGCAUUCAGUAGCACCGUUGAGGAUUUUAAUGCAAAAGGGUGUUUCUACUUGAAUCUGAUACUGACACUUGUAAUCUAACUUUGUUGGCAGCUUCAUUGGGAAUCAACCUUUUUCUGGGACACUGGGCCUACUUUGUAUUAUUGUGCUCUUUAUUAGACUUGUCUCACCCUUCUGACCAGAGGAAUGCAUGCCUUCUAGACUGCACCACACACUAAUGUUUCUCUCCGGUAAACCUACCAAAUUGGUGGGUAAAGUGGUAUGACCUUAUUCUUGUUUAAGGUCUAUUCCAGUCACAGUAAUGUGGACAGAUUUUUCUUCAAGAGUUAAAUUUAGGUAGGUGGUGAGUUGAUUGAGGUUUCAAAGAUGAAAUGCUGUAUUAACUUUUCAACUCCAAAUUCAUUUUGACACUUCAGACGAAUAUGGUUUUGUUUCAAAGAAGCCUACGAGGUUGGAAGCAGGGGGCUUCUUGAAGUUUACAGUGAAAAGGGACAGAGGUCGCAGUUUAAGAUAUAUAGACGAAGCAAUUGCAGGGUCUGAGAUUUCCUAGACAAUAAGGGUGACAGCAUGAACCAAGUAUUCAAGAAUUUAUCAUUUAUUAGGUGAUAGAAUCAAAGGAUACAGGGCUCAGUUUGUGAGAUUUUGUUUAUAUACAGUGUGAUGCCAUUGGCUUGAUUAAUUCUGCAUCCUUUGGACAACUCUGUGACUCACCCCUAUCAAAAUGAUGACUGAAGAAGAUGAUCCAUAUCCAUAUAGGGUCAAGAUGAGACUUCCUAUUUUUAUUUUCUUCAAGGAUGCCAGACAUGUUUUUAAACUGGACGAACUUGGAUCAGAGAUAGCACAAAUUGCAUUGCCUGCAGCACUGGCUUUGACAGCUGACCCUAUCGCUUCUCUCGUUGAUACAGCAUUCAUUGGCCAAAUAGGUCCUGUGGAACUAGCUGCUGUAGGAGUUUCUAUUGCCUUGUUCAAUCAAGUCUCAAGAAUUGCAAUAUUCCCACUUGUUAGCAUCACGACCUCUUUUGUUGCGGAGGAAGAUACAAUUAGAAGAGUGAGCUCCGAAGCACAAGAAAGCGAAUACUUGGAAACAGUUUCAUGUUUAAAUACUGAAAAUAAAGAGUUUAUACCACAAAAAGAAUCUAACGAGGGUGCAUACCAGCCUAAAACACUAGGAAACCGUUUUGAUAUUGCUAAAUUCGAGCCCAAAAGAAGGCAUAUCCCAUCGGCUUCAUCAGCUUUGGUUAUUGGUGGAAUCCUUGGUCUCCUCCAAGCCAUAUUCCUGAUUUCUGGAGUAAAACCUCUGUUGAACUUCAUGGGAGUCAAUUCAGAUUCACCCAUGCUAAACCCUGCACGGCAAUACUUGACAUUGAGGUCUCUAGGUGCUCCUGCAGUUCUUCUCUCUUUAGCCAUGCAAGGGGUCUUUCGAGGAUUAAAAGAUACAAAAACUCCUUUAUAUGCUACUGUGGCAGGAGAUGCAACAAACAUAAUAUUGGACCCAAUAUUCAUGUUUGCUUUCCGUAUGGGGGUCAGUGGUGCGGCCAUUGCCCAUAUUAUAUCUCAGUACCUCAUUUUAAUUAUACUCUUGUGGAAGUUAAUGAGUCAAGUUGACCUCAUACCUCCUAGUAUAAAACAUCUACAGUUUGGUAGAUUUCUUAAGAAUGGUUUUCUAUUGUUAAUAAGGGUUAUGGCUGUUACAUUCUGUAUCACUCUUUCCGCAUCAAUGGCCGCCAGGCACGGAUCAACAUCCAUGGCUGCAUUUCAAGUGUGUUUGCAAGUUUGGUUGGCGACAUCUCUUCUGGCUGAUGGAUUGGCUGUUGCUGGACAGGCAAUGCUUGCAAGCGCAUUUGCAAAAAAGGACUAUGAAAAGGCGACGGCCACUGCAUCACGAGUAUUGCAGCUAGGAUUGGUUCUUGGAUUCAUACUUGCAGUCAUACUUGGAGGUGGACUGAAUUUUGGAGCAAAAUUAUUUACAAAAGAUGUCAAUGUCCUCCACCUCAUUGGUACAGGCAUUCCAUUUGUUGCAGCUACUCAACCCAUUAAUUCUUUGGCAUUUGUUUUUGAUGGCAUCAACUUUGGAGCAUCUGACUUCGCAUAUUCUGCCUUCUCCUUGGUUGUUGUAGCUAUCGUAAGCAUUAUAUGUUUGUGUAUUCUCGCCACCAGUCAUGGAUUCAUUGGACUCUGGAUAGCUCUAACCAUAUAUAUGAGUCUUCGAGCUUUUGCCGGAUUUUGGAGGAUAGGGAAUGGAAGAGGGCCUUGGAAGUUUCUCAGAGGUUGAAUGUAGCUUGCAUUUUGGGUUUUAAUUUU